Molecule: messenger RNA, 4827 nt
Organism: Bactrocera neohumeralis
Lineage: Eukaryota; Metazoa; Arthropoda; Insecta; Diptera; Tephritidae
Gene: Sp1
Product: transcription factor Sp9
Exons: 3
Coding region: 1607-3442 (611 amino acids)
Biological process (GO): regulation of transcription by RNA polymerase II
Molecular function (GO): DNA-binding transcription factor activity, RNA polymerase II-specific; RNA polymerase II cis-regulatory region sequence-specific DNA binding
Source: RefSeq, a predicted model, not a curated record
UUAUGUUCAUUACUUUGUGUUUUUAUGUGUUGUUGCCUUUGUGUUUGUGUGACUUUAGAGAGCUUUUUUCGCUUGUGCCGCAGCGGGCAGAACAGUCACCAGCAUUUGUACGUACAGAUACGACGCCCGUUUAUAUUUGCGCGGAUUCUUUUUGCGAAUUAACAAACGCGCAAGUGGAUUUCCAACAACUUAUCUCCGAUAAAGGCGUAAACAAAAACAACGACAAUAAAAGCAAAAGAAAAAUAGUAAGAAAAAAAUAAAAAUUGAAAAAAAAAACAAGCGCCCUGCGUUCACAGUGGGCCGGCCGGUGUGGCUAGUUGGUAUACGCGUUCGAAUGGCAGCCGCAGCAGUGCUAGUGACAGUUGUUGGGACGGCUUGAACACACCAAGCAAAUAGCGAGCUGCGUAUGAAUUUUGCGAAAAGCUAGUGAUCGUAAUCUAACGCGUGAAAGUAACUAAAGUUAAAAAAAAAAUCAAAAUUUUAAAAACCGAUUUGCAAAAUACGAAUUUUAUUAACAAUAAUCCCAAUAAGUAUGUGUUUGCUUCAGCUGAUUGCGCGUGGUCAUUGGAAAUCAUCAACAAAUCGCCUGUAAAGAUCCUGUGUCGAUAAGCCAACACACAAUAGGUAUUCACACGCAUCAAGCCACUACGCUUAUGGGAAGAAGGCGCCACGCUGCGCACCACAAUUCAACUACCUGUCAACGGUUUGGCACUUUUUGUCGGAUUAACAGACGGACAGGCACACAACAGCGGCACUAAAAGGCAAUAAGCGAGGUCCCACAAAGCACAAUAGGGAUUUUUUAAUUUAUAAAAGAAAAUUAUUAUUCAAGUAACACAAUAAGGCAGUACUCCCAGUUCACUUGCAAAAAUUACGAAAAGGACAAUAAAAAAUUAAAAUUCGCAAUCGGAAGCGUUUCUUGUGUUGCAUUGUUAAAAGUUGUAGUAGAAAAGAAACACCAUUUGCAUUGUGCUAUUGAGCGACGGCGUUGCAAGCAGUGGAUCUUAAAUUAGACGGAUUAUUGUGAAAGAGGAAAUGGAACGUGUAAAAAAUUUGUGUAAUAAGUAAAAAAAAUAUUCAAGAAAAACACAUGUCACAGUCCAAAAAUUUUUUUUUAACAAUUAGAUAUAUAGUUGUGUAAAAACAUAUAAAUAUUCAAAUCAGCACAAAUACUGGCAAAGAAAGUUUUAGAUAACACGCAUAAGCAAACUCAAGCGAACCUUCAGUACAUUAGUUAAAGUAAAGUGAUAAUGUGAAAAAUUUUGAAUUUUGCAAAUACUAAAAGAAAGCAAAAGUCAGAAUUCCGUUGUAAGUGAAAAGUAUGAUUGAUGAUUGUUACGCCAGCGUGUUGCUUUAUCACUCAUGACAUGUGACAACUUCCUCAAUUCUCUCACAAAAUAAAAAUAAAUAACAAAAACGAUUGAUUUCGGUCCCCUCAAAGCAUUCACGUAAUAAUCCUCCGCAAUUGUAGUGCAACUCAAACAAAUUUGUCAUAAUAAAUUCUGCAUUUCAGUGUUUGUUUCAAAGCGGCAAUAUUAAAUAACAGCUAAAUAAUCAAACAAAAACAAUUGUCAACGAUUAUCGCUGCAGUGAGCAGAACGUAACUAAAAUGUUAACGGACAUGACACCGACGGCCGGACAGUUGUACGGCUCACAAAUACCCGCCAUGGGCAUGAAUAUCGGUAAUAUCGCCACGCAUCUGCAAAAGCCGCAGGUUAAUCCGGAUCAUCCUAGUCUGCGUGGCACACCGCUAGCAAUGUUGGCUGCACAGUGCAAUAAAUUGUCUAGCAAAUCUCCACCGCCUCUUGCCGAUGCAGCUGUGGGAAAAGGUUUCCAUCCCUGGAAGAAAAGUCCCACUUCACCGUCGAGUAGUACUGCUGGAGGGCAGCAUUCACCAUGUACCAUCUCUUCCGCUUCGUCAUCAUCGGGUUCGGGUUCGUCGAGUAGUAAUUUGGGUUUAAGCGGCGUCUCAUCGGCUGCCUCCUCACGCAGUUUGCCGUCGUCCAGCAUCAAUACAAUGGUCAACAUCACCGCUAGCAUUUAUCCUUACAGUCGCCCAAUUCCUUCAUCAUGUGCUGCUGUUAGCAACCCCUCAGCUUAUGGUAGCGAUCUCUACUUUCCGAAUACGAGCAGCCCGAGUGGCAGCAUGGUCUCUGACAAUCACCACAUGCAUCAGGGUUUGUUGGGCAAAGUGGAGGGCGCUACAUUCGGCUCCGUAUAUUCACGUCAUCCAUAUGAUUGGCCCUUUAAUGCGGUUACCGCAUCAGCGCAUAAAGCGGCCGAGGCAGCAAGCGUUAACUCCGGUUGGUGGGAUAUGCACAGUGCUGCUGGCAGUUGGCUAGAUAUGGGUGGCGCUGGUAUGCAUUCAACCAUGGCCAACUACGCCACAGCCGCCGGCUCAGACUAUUCUUCGGCGCUGUCGCAUUCGCUUUCAAAUACGGCACAUCUGUUAGGCUCUGGCCAACAUCUACUACAAGACACAUACAAGAGUAUGUUGCCUGGCCAAGGUGUGGGUGGUUUCUCGCUGCCACAUAGUUCACCGUCGGCCGCUUCCACUGCGGCCUCGCCGCAAGCAUCAACGCCUUCAACACCAUCACCACGUUCACAGAGACGUUAUGCAGGCCGCGCCACUUGCGAUUGUCCGAAUUGCCAGGAAGCUGAACGAUUGGGUCCAGCUGGCGUGCACUUGCGCAAGAAGAAUAUACACUCGUGCCACAUACCUGGGUGUGGCAAAGUGUACGGCAAGACUUCGCAUUUGAAAGCGCAUUUGCGUUGGCACACUGGUGAGCGACCGUUUGUUUGUAAUUGGCUUUUCUGUGGCAAACGUUUUACACGAUCCGAUGAACUACAACGUCAUCUGCGCACGCACACCGGUGAGAAGCGGUUCGCUUGCCCCAUCUGCAACAAACGCUUUAUGCGCAGCGAUCACCUGGCUAAGCAUGUAAAGACACACAACGCUACCGGUCAAGGUGGUAGCAUGAAGAAGGGUUCAUCGGAGUCAUGCAGCGAUUCGGAGGAGCCUGGCAACCAAUCUGGCGAAUCAAAUGGUCUAAGCGGUAGCAACGGACAUCAAACUGGUAAUGGUAGUCAUCCUGGCACACCCAAUUCGCAUCAGUCAGGCGGCGGUGGCAAUACCACACCAACUGGUGGACUAUUGGCCGGCGGCUUGCAUCUGUCAUCACCGCACAAUAUGUCUGGCGGUUCACCAGUAAUGCUGCACGCUCAGCAACAACAUCAUCAACAGCAGCAGCAACAAGCGCAAGCCCAGGCACAGGCGCAAGCGCAGGCACAAGCGCAAGCGCAGUUGCAACAUCAUCAACAACAGCAACAUGCGCAUGCUCACUUGCAUCAUCACCACCAUCAUCAUUUGGUUGGCAAUUCGGCGCCCAGCCCCGGACUAGAUCAUCACAGCACUUUGGUGGAUAUUAAACCACCAAUGGUCUGAGGGUCAUUGGGACCCUUUCUGUUCACCAAUUGAGGUGGCGCUCGGAAUGGGUCCAACGGUCUACUAAUGCGACAACUAAUGUGUGUAGUGAGGGGGACAUAAAAAACGAAUGAUGGCCUAAUUUGCGUAGGAAGGAGGAGGUUAAGUGAGGGUUAAGCCGAAACAUUUUGGUAUACAAACUCUAUUGUAAAUAAUGCUUGUAACAAUGUGUUGUUAAAAAUAUCGUACAUAGUCAAACAAUCAAAAAUGCUAAACUCUAUGUACAACUAAACAAAAAAAAAUAUCGAAAUGCUUAUCGUUUCAAAUAUGAAGUGGGAGGAAAUUUUGUAAAUAGCUGCGAAAUAUAUUGAAGAACCAAUGUUGUAAACAUUAAGAAUAUAAAUUGUUUAAAAAUUUUAUAAAAAAAGCGACACCACAAAUAUUCAAAAUGAAAAACCAAACAAGAAAGAAAUCUUUCAUCAAAAAUUAAUUAAACGUAUUAAUUUCGAAAAAAUAUCACUUGUUGCAACGGGUAAUGCAUAGAAAAAAAUUUCUAGUCCAAUUGAUAGAAAAUAAACAUUUAAGUGUUGCAUUAACUCAGCUAGAAUGUGCUUACGAAAACGCUAAGCCUAUAACCUUUAAGCAUAUGAGUCACCCUUUAUUUGGAAUUUGCGUCUGCUCCUUUCGAUCAUAUGUACGAGUGUUAAGGAAAUUUUAAAUAAAAUAAAAUCACAGUUAAAAGUCAAAUUAUAAUUUAGCGAUGGGCUCUAUUUGCUAAACUAAUCAAAUAAAUAUCUCGCUAUACCCUAUUUAUAAGCAAAAAAAAAAGCAAAAAACAUAAACAAAUAACAUACUUGUAGAAGAAAUACACUGCACAUAAAUACAAAGGAAAAUAUUAGUGCAUAGCUAGUUUUUGAAUAAAACUAAAAGUAAAGAAACUUAAGAAAAUAAAUUUAAUAAAUAUUGUUGAUUUUUAGCUAAAAACUUAAAUAUAUAAAUAACGUAAAUUUUAUGUAAUGACAAAGUGCAACUGCAACUAAACAAAUAUUAAAUAUAUUUAACAUGUAAAUUUAAAAACUCUAGCUUGCUUAGUUUAAAUACCAAAAUACUACUUUCUAAUUAUAUGGCAUUCGAAACUAAAAAAAAGUUAAUUUUAUGAAGAUGAAAUAUGGUGAAUGAGCAGUCAAGUGGUACAGCUUUGUAAUAUUAAAAGUAUUCGUUGAUUUUGGCGUUAGGUUUUGCAUAGAAGGAUUCAUUAGUCCUCCUACCUACUCUGUACACCACUACGAUGCUUUCGGUGUUGCAAAGUUGCAUGAGAUGUUUGUAAAAUACUUUUAACUAUUGCAAAAAAUAUUAAUAUUAUUAUGAUUAUUACAAAUAAAUGUGCGCAUCGACAUUUUAAGUAA